Dendrobium catenatum is the source of this 1691-nucleotide messenger RNA. RefSeq names its product probable pectate lyase 18. Gene Ontology annotation, molecular function: pectate lyase activity. The transcript is spliced from 4 exons. The coding region runs from base 205 to 1437 and encodes 410 amino acids. NCBI's taxonomy places the organism in Eukaryota, Viridiplantae, Streptophyta, Magnoliopsida, Asparagales, Orchidaceae. The record is from RefSeq and is a predicted model, not a curated record.
GCGAAAAAUGAAUGCUAGAAAUCAGAUUAUUAUAAAAUCACCGAAAAAAAAUCCACCAUCUUCCUCCCUCAUCCUGCCUAUAUAAACCCACACUCCCUCCACCUCUUCCCCAAAUCUCUCUACAUCCCUUUCUCAGAACUCUCUCUUCCUCUCUGCACAUUUAGCAUAUUAACAGGGAGGGAGAAAGAUACAGAGAUUUAGUAAAUGGCAGCCAAGAUACUCUUCUUCCUCCUGCUUACCUUCUUCCUCGUUUCUGCCAUUGCAACCUCUCGUUCUCCAUUGUCUUCUACGGCGGCAGUCCCCAACCCCGAGCUGGUUGUUGAGGAAGUUCACAGACGAAUCAACGCCUCCCGUCGGAACCUAGGCUAUCUCUCUUGCGGAACCGGCAAUCCCAUUGACGAUUGCUGGCGCUGUGACCCCAACUGGGAAACCAACCGUCAGCGGCUCGCUGACUGCGCAAUUGGCUUUGGCCGCAAUGCCCUCGGCGGCAAAGGCGGCGAAACUUACAUCGUAACUGAUAGUGGCGACGACGAUCCGGUGAACCCCAAACCUGGCACUCUCCGCUACGGCGUCAUUCAAAACGAACCCCUCUGGAUCGUGUUCCAACGCGAUAUGGUUAUCCAGCUCAAAGAAGAACUCAUAAUGAACUCCUACAAAACCCUCGACGGCCGCGGCGUUAGCGUCCACAUUGCCGGCGGCCCCUGCAUCACCGUGCAAUAUGUCAGCCAUAUUAUCAUCCAUGGCCUAAAUAUACACGAUUGUAAGCAAGGGGGGAAUGCUUAUGUGCGUGACUCCCCUGGACAUUAUGGGUGGCGAACACUGUCGGACGGCGACGGCGUCUCCAUAUUUGGCGGAAGUCAUAUUUGGGUUGAUCAUUGUUCGCUAUCAAAUUGUCGGGAUGGGCUUGUCGACGCCAUUCGUGGAUCGACGGCAAUCACCAUUUCGAACAAUUAUAUGACUCAUCAUGAUAAGGUGAUGCUGCUCGGCCAUAGCGAUGAGAUGGUGGAGGAUAAGAACAUGCAGGUUACUAUUGCUUUUAACCAUUUUGGGGAAGGAUUGGUUCAGAGGAUGCCACGGUGCAGGCUUGGAUAUUUUCAUGUAGUGAACAACGACUACACGCACUGGGAAAUGUACGCAAUCGGAGGAAGCGCAGCGCCGACGAUUAACAGCCAAGGAAAUAGGUUCCUGGCGCCGGACGACCGUUUCAGCAAAGAGGUGACGAAGCGCGAGGACGCACCGACAAGCCAGUGGAAGAGCUGGAACUGGAGAUCAGAGGGUGAUUUGAUGUUGAACGGAGCUUUCUUCACCCCCUCAGGCGCCGGAGCCUCGUCCAGUUAUGCCAGGGCGUCGAGUCUAGGAGCUAGAUCUUCCUCACUGGUUGGAUCCAUAACCAGUUCUGCCGGUGCUCUGGUGUGCAAGAAGGGCCGCAGCUGCUGAUCAUCAACAAAAUUCCUACAUAUGGCCAGAACCAUAAAUAUACUAUAUGCUUGUAUGAAAUCGCCUAUAAGGUGAAAUAUUAGAAUUAAAAUUCUCUUUUUUUUUUUAAUUUUUCUAUGAUUUAGUGCCUCUUGUUGUACCAACCUCAAGCUGCUGUCAUCUUGAGAAAUUAAUCAUAAAGGCAUGCAGUAAAGAUGUGUUGGGAGGAAUGUUUACUGAAGUAUGCUAUAUUAAAUUUGAGGCUUAUUUAUAUA